Molecule: messenger RNA, 2469 nt
Organism: Naegleria lovaniensis
Lineage: Eukaryota; Heterolobosea; Eutetramitea; Acrasida; Naegleriidae
Exons: 1
Coding region: 1-2469 (822 amino acids)
Biological process (GO): mitotic spindle disassembly; retrograde protein transport, ER to cytosol; autophagosome maturation
Cellular component (GO): nucleus; cytosol; VCP-NPL4-UFD1 AAA ATPase complex
Molecular function (GO): polyubiquitin modification-dependent protein binding; ATP hydrolysis activity; ATP binding
Source: RefSeq, a predicted model, not a curated record
AUGUCUGCCGAAGAACAAGAACCAACAACACCAUCCUCCAAGAGAGCACUCGAGAGAAAGAAGCAACACGAAGAAUUGUUAGCCAAGGUGAAAUCUCAAAAGGAAAAGAACCGAUUGGUCGUUGAUGAAGCCUCUCAAGAUGAUAACAGCAUUGUCGGUGUUCACCCAGAUACCAUGGAAGCCCUCGAAUUAUUUAGAGGUGAUACUGUUCGUAUUGUUGGUAAGAAACACAAGGAUACCAUUGCUAUUGUAUUAUCCGAUGAAGAUUGUGAGAAGGGUAAAAUCAAGAUGAACAAGGUGAUGAGAAAGAAUUUACGUGUUAGACUUGGUGAUGUUAUUAUCCUCAAACAAUGUCCCGAUGUAAAGUAUGGUAAGAGAAUUCAUGUUCUCCCAAUUGAUGAUACUGUUGAAGGCUUAACUGGUGAUCUCUUUGACAUCUUCUUGAAGCCAUACUUCCUUGAAGCAUACAGACCAGUCAGAAAGGGAGACUUGUUCAAUGUACGUGGAGGUAUGAGAUCGGUCGAAUUCAAGGUCGUUGAGACUGAUCCAGAUGAAUAUUGUAUUGUUGCUCCCGAUACUGUCAUUCACUGCGAAGGUGAUCCAAUCAAGAGAGAAGACGAAGAAGCAAGAUUGAAUGAAGUUGGUUAUGAUGAUAUUGGUGGUGUUAGAAAGCAAUUGGCUCAAAUCAGAGAAAUGGUUGAAUUGCCAUUGAGACAUCCACAACUCUUCAAAUCUAUUGGUAUCAAACCUCCUCGUGGUAUUCUUUUGUAUGGUCCUCCAGGUUCUGGUAAGACCCUCAUUGCAAGAGCAGUUGCCAAUGAAACUGGUGCAUUCUUCUUCUUGAUUAACGGUCCAGAAAUUAUGUCCAAGUUGGCUGGUGAGUCCGAAGCAAACUUGAGAAAGGCUUUCGAAGAAGCUGAAAAGAAUGCUCCUGCUAUCAUCUUUAUUGAUGAAAUUGACUCUAUUGCUCCAAAGAGAGAAAAAGCUAAUGGUGAAGUUGAAAGAAGAAUUGUUUCUCAAUUACUUACUCUCAUGGAUGGUUUGAAUUCAAGAUCGAAUGUCAUUGUCAUGGCAGCAACAAAUAGACCAAACUCAAUUGAUGAAGCUCUUCGUAGAUUUGGUCGUUUCGACAGAGAAAUUGAUAUUGGUGUUCCUGAUGAAAUUGGACGAUUGGAAGUUUUAAGAAUUCACACAAAGAAUAUGAAAUUGGAUGACGAUGUUGAUUUGGAAGCUGUUGCCAAGGAAACUCACGGUUAUGUCGGUGCCGAUCUUGCUCAAUUGUGUACUGAAGCUGCCAUGAACUGUAUCAGAGAAAAGAUGGACUUGAUUGACUUGGAGGAAGACACCAUUGACGCUGCAGUUUUGGACUCUAUGGGUGUCACAAUGGACCACUUCAGAGCUGCACUCACGACUCAAUCACCAUCAUCGCUCAGAGAAACUGUUGUUGAAGUUCCAAACGUCACAUGGGCAGAUAUUGGUGGUUUGGAGAAAGUCAAACAAGAAUUGCAAGAAUUGGUUCAAUAUCCAAUUGAAUAUCCAGACAUGUUUGCCAAGUUCGGCCAAGAAGCUUCAAAGGGUGUCCUUUUCUAUGGUCCUCCUGGAUGCGGUAAGACACUUCUCGCUAAGGCCAUUGCAAACGAAUGUCAAGCAAACUUCAUUUCUGUUAAGGGUCCAGAAUUGUUGACCAUGUGGUUCGGUGAAUCUGAAGCCAACGUUAGAAACAUUUUCAACAAGGCUAGAGCUGCUGCUCCUUGUGUCUUGUUCUUUGACGAAUUGGACUCUAUUGCUAAGGCAAGAGGUGGAAGCCUCGGUGAUGCCGGUGGUGCUUCUGACAGAGUUAUUAACCAAAUUCUUACAGAAAUGGACGGUAUGGGAAAGAAGAAGAACGUAUUCAUUAUUGGUGCUACCAACAGACCAGAUAUUAUCGAUCCUGCAGUCAUGAGACCAGGUCGUUUGGAUCAAUUGAUUUACAUUCCAUUGCCAGACGAAGGUUCAAGACUUUCAAUUUUGAAGGCAUCUACCCGAAAGUCACCACUUGCUCCUGAUGUCAACAUGCAAGCAAUUGCUUUGGCAACUAAGGGAUUCUCUGGUGCUGACUUGACUGAAAUUUGUCAACGUGCUGCCAAGUUGGCUAUUCGUGAGUCAAUCCAAAGAGAAGUGGAAUAUAGAAGACAAAAGGAGGAAGAAAGAAAAUCCAAGCAAAUGGAAGAGGAAGAUGAAGACGAAGAAUUGGAAGAAAAUAUGGACUUUGUCCCAUACAUUACAAGAGCUCACUUCGAGGAGGCCAUGAGAUUUGCUCGUAAAUCGGUUCCAGAACAUGAAAUUAGAAAGUAUGAAAUGUUCUCAACAUCUUUGCAACAAGCUGCUGGUGAUGUCAGAAACUUCAAGUUCUCGGAUUAUGACACUUCAGGCACCACCUCGACAACUACCACAACCGAAGAAGUCAUGGACACUGAUCUCUACCAAUAA